UACGUUUGUUUUGUUUAUUUUGUUUUGCUCGGACAUGUUUCCCUCAAAAAAUAACUGUGUUUUUUAAUUAGUGCAAAAAUUAGUUUUUAUGUGAAAAAAUGGAAGAACCUACUUAUUCCCCUGGAGAUUUAACCCAGGAAGAUAUAACCCAGCUAUCACCGGAAUUUUUACAAAGAAAAUUGUAUUUCCUGGUAGAUCAACUCAAGUCCAUGCAUGCCAAUUUACCAGAGAUCUAUCAAUCACGCAUUUCCUAUGAACUACUCACCGAAUUAGCCAAUUCCCUGCUAAAUGACACCAUUUUCGAAAUAGUUAAAGGUUUAAUGGAAAUCCAGCAUGUUACAGAAAAACAUCUACAUCAAUUACGCGAACAGGUCGAGAAUGAAUAUGAAAUUGAGGUUCAAGAAUGGAUUUCCAAAAUCAAUGACCAAGAAGAAUUGCAGCACAUUUUGGAGUUGAUGAAAAUCAAACAUAAUCGUAAAUUAAAAGAGACUGAUAUGAAAUUGAUAGCAUUGCUGGAUCAAAAAGUACGUGAUCAGCAAUCGACUUUACAUAAGGCCGGAGUGGCGGGUUUUUAUGUCACGGACAACCCCAAGGAGAUUAAGAUACAAAUGUUUUUACUGGAUUUUAUAUUACGUUUAUCGAGAAUUAAAUUUGAGCCGAAUAAGUAAUAAAGGAAUAAAGUCUUAUUUUAGCUUAUC
This is a messenger RNA of Lucilia sericata (common green bottle fly), 698 nucleotides long. RefSeq names its product gonadal protein gdl (gene gdl). NCBI's taxonomy places the organism in Eukaryota, Metazoa, Arthropoda, Insecta, Diptera, Calliphoridae. The record is from RefSeq and is a predicted model, not a curated record. The transcript has 3 exons. The coding region runs from base 99 to 668 and encodes 189 amino acids.